Molecule: messenger RNA, 2883 nt
Organism: Hordeum vulgare subsp. vulgare (domesticated barley)
Lineage: Eukaryota; Viridiplantae; Streptophyta; Magnoliopsida; Poales; Poaceae
Product: apoptotic chromatin condensation inducer in the nucleus-like
Exons: 7
Coding region: 194-2545 (783 amino acids)
Molecular function (GO): nucleic acid binding
Source: RefSeq, a predicted model, not a curated record
CACUCUGCAGCGCCAACACCACCACGCCAUUCUCUUCUCUCUCUAGCCGCGGCGCGGCAGAGCAAAAGGAAAACCCUCGUCGGAAUCGACGCCGCGGCGGCCGGCGGGUAGAAUCACGGGUUCUGGAAUUGCGAGGCUCGCUGAAGGGUGGUGCGCGGUUGGGAUCUCGCUGCGCGGCCGUCGCUAGGCCACAAUGUCGACGUAUCCUGUGCUGAAUGACCAGCCAAUUGAUCAGUGGAAGUUCACGGAACUGAAAGAUGAGCUCUCUAGGAGGAACUUAUCUACCGAUGGCUUGAAGGAUGAUCUCGUGAAAAGGCUCUUUGAGGAACUUCAGGGUGAUAUACUUGGUGGAGAAGGGCCAGUUGGUGGAUCUCCUCCCGAUGAUGAUCUCAAAGAGGACGAAACCCCUGGUUCGGCUGAUGCAUCUGUUUGCCAGGCUGCGAUGGAACAAAAUGUUGAUGAAGGUCCUUCUCAGGUUGCACCUCUGGAAGGAGAUCCUGUUGUUUCUGUUACAGAGGCUAGUGACAAAAGUGCUGAUGCUACUACAGAAGUUAGUCAGGAUGCUGUAGUUAGUACCGAGGAAGUUAGUCACACAACUCUUGUUGCAGAGGCUAGUGAGAAAAGUGCCGUUGCUACUGCAGAAGUUAGUCAGGAUGCUGUAGUUAGUACUGAAGAAGUUAGCCAGACAACUCUUGUUGCUGCUACUGAAGUUUGCGAUGCUCCUCUUGUUGAUGAAACAGCGUAUGAAAUUUCUCCAAGUGAUGCAGUGGUAACUAAUGGAGAUCACCUAGAAUCAGCUCCAAUUGGUAGUAAUGUAGUGAAGGAAGCGUCUCCACAAGCUGAUUGUCAUAGUGAGAUUAUUGCAGAGAAGGCUCCAGAAGAAGGCACCAUCAAGAAAGUGAUUGCUACAUGUGAUGUUGCCGGUACUGAUGUCAAGUUGGAUGCAACUUCUGCUAAUGGCAAGUUAGAUGCUGAUAUUGUAGAGCAAGAUGCAGUAUCAUCACCUCCAGAUGCUAGUCCGUCACAUCUUGAUCCAUUGGAUGUUGAUGCUGUUGCAGCUGCACCAGGACAAAGUGCUGAGACCCUGAUUCCUGUGAUAGAUUUGAAUGAUAAUGCUUUGAUGAACGGCAAUGACCUUGAAGAUUCUCAGCGCACAAACAGUACCUGCAAACCAACCGUGGCAGGGACAAAAGACCAGGUAACUGAGGCCAACCCUGUUCUAGGUUCUCAAAUCAAGUGUGUUCUGAUUCCGCAUAACAAUAUAUCAACUAAUGUAAAAGGUGACCUGAAUGCUGACAAUUCUGAUUUGGAAAUAGAGAUUAAGAGGAAUAUGGUCAAACCACCAUGCAACAUUCCCUCCAUAAGUGAUGGUAUGCAGGCAUUGGACGAUGACAAUGAGUUGUCUAAGGACGGGACCCCAUUGCAAGAAAUAGAAUCUGAAACCAAUAUUAUCUUGGACAAGAAAGAGGACAGUCCUGAUGGCACUUUUCCUGAAAAACUGGUAGACAGGAGCUCGAUGGAGGAGGAUGUGAUGGAAAGUAAGCAUGUUAAUCCCGUUAUCAGAUCUGAUGAUCUUGGAGGAAAGACUGUGGUGGUUACCUCAGACCAUGAAGAGGUAAAAGAGGUGAUCCUCUUUAAUACUGUUGCCAAUGAUUCAUCUGUGGAGACAAUGGAUAUUGUUCAUGAAGAGAAGCCAGUAACUUCAUCCGAAAAGAGGAAACUUGAAGACCAAGAAGUAGUUGCGGAUGAGCCCAUCAAACGUCAGUGCAAUGUGGAUACUCUCAAAAUUCCUAAGCAACAAACAUCCAAACUAAGUAGCUCAGAUUCUCCAAAGGUUGUGGUUCAGCCUGCCCUAAAACAUUUUGUUGGCAGGUCUGAUUCAACACCAAGUGGAGGUUCUCACAAAGAACGGAUAGUGCCACUUUCUCAGAAGCCUGCAACAACUUCCUUGAAAGUUGAUCGAUUUGUGCGCCCAUUUACUUUGAAAGCUGUGCAAGAGCUUCUUGGUAGAACUGGAUCUGUUUGCAGCUUCUGGAUGGAUGAUAUCAAGACCCACUGCUAUGUUACAUACUCUUCAGUGGAUGAAGCUGUGGCUACCAGGAAUGCUGUUUACAACCUCCAAUGGCCCCUAAACAAUGGCAGUUACUUAGCUGCCGAAUUUGUUGAUCCACUUGAGGUGAUGCUCAAAAUUGAACACCCUCCUCCACCGCCACCGCCUACCAGCCUCAGCAAGGAUACAUCUCCAAAUGCAGUAGCCUUCCAACAAGUGAAGGAUAACCAAACCAUGCUUCCGCAUGGCGCCGGUACCUCAAGGGGCCUGUCACCUACUCCACAACCUCAUAAAAAGUUGUUUCCUACCUCUAACCCCGAGCCAGAAAGGGAGAUGCUCCCAUCCCCUCCAAAGAAACCCGGAACAACUAUCAAGACACUCGAUGAUCUAUUCAAGAGGACACAGGCCUCUCCGAUGAUCUACUACUUGCCCUUGUCAGACGAGGAGGUGUCAGCCAAGCUUGCAGCAUGCAGCAGGCGAAUGAGGAGACAUUAGGGGACUCAAACCUGCUGCUCGUGCUGGCACAACCGGUGUGGUCGGCAGAUGCUCUUCCCAAUAUCCGACCGUUGGUGUUGCAGCAGUUAACAUGAAGACUGCAGUUGCCGCUUGUAGUGGUUGGUGAUAUUUUGCGGAGAAGUUUGCACCGUCUUUAUCUUGAUCACUGAGUAGUCCUUGUGUAAAUUGAACUAGCUCUAGUUUUGCUUAUCCGCCCAGCUGUGUCAACAUGCACACGCCGAUUUCGAUCACUGACUCAGUAAUCUUUUGGAUCAGUUGAGCAACGCGCUGCUUGUAUGUUGAUGAACUUAAUGCGUAUGAGUCCUACUGGUUGCUCU